AUGGUCCGAUACGGCCGCUGGUGCCCCUGUCUGGAGCAGAUGCUGGAGAACACAGCCGUGCGUGCCCUGAAGCAGCUGAUUCUGCUGCACCGGGAGGACGGCCCCAGCCCCUCCCGCACCGUUGAGUGGCUCAACAUGCGCAGCUGGUGCUCAGGACAUCUUCACAUCAAGUGCUCUCCCGCCGGAGCCCCAACAAGCUGGGGCUGCUCCUACAUCGGGGUGAUCAAGGCCAUGGAGGAAACUGGGAUCCCCAUUGACCUGAUCAGGGGCACAUCCAUUGGCUCCUUCAUCGGGGCUCUCUAUGCUGAAGAGCGCAGUGCUGUGCGCACCAAGCAACGUGCCCGUGAAUGGGCCAAGAGCAUGAACUCCGUGUUUGAGACGGUCCUGGACCUCACGUACCCCAUCACCUCCAUGUUCUCCGGCUCGGCCUUCAACACCAGCAUCAACAAGGUCUUCCAGGACAAGCAGAUUGAGGAUCUGUGUCUCCCCUACUUCAACGUGACGACGGACAUCACAGCCUCGGCCAUGCGGGUCCACAAGGACGGUAAGUGCCUGCACCCCACCCCCGCGGCAUGUCCCAGGCUGCACCAGGUGCAUGGCGCCCUGGCUGUUGGGGCCCAAAUCCUCAGCAUCCUGCUCCUGUGAGGGCCCAGGGCCAGA
Messenger RNA from Trachemys scripta elegans, 660 nucleotides. Its product is annotated as patatin-like phospholipase domain-containing protein 6. Lineage: Eukaryota; Metazoa; Chordata; Testudines; Emydidae. The transcript is spliced from 6 exons. Gene Ontology annotation, molecular function: phosphatidylcholine lysophospholipase A1 activity. Bases 1 to 645 code for a protein of 214 amino acids. The record is from RefSeq and is a predicted model, not a curated record. Gene Ontology annotation, biological process: lipid metabolic process. Gene Ontology annotation, cellular component: endoplasmic reticulum.